GACCCGCGCGGCCGCUUGCGUCCGUCGCCUUCCCGCUAACCUCUCAGCGCCCCGCUCCCCGCGCGUUGGGGCUCCCAGUCUCCCUGCAGCGUGUGCAUCUGCGCCGCACCCCGGUUUUACCGCCUUCACCCCGCCGGCACACGUUUUCUCUCGGCCUUUCCCGGGCCUGCCCCUGCGCAGCCCUGCUCACGGCCUCGCACCGAGCGCGCCCGGAGACGUGUCUGCAGGCCCGGGCCCGACGCCACGGGGCUGGCUUCCCCGCGCGGGGAGCACGCGCGUCCUCGGAAGCCGCCCGCUCGCUGCUCCCUUGCAUCUGCACCCGAGGGCUGGGACGGGCGACGGCGUCUACUUCUCGAACUUUUCCUUCUACGGAGAGCCGAGUGCGGUGCCUAACCGCUUCCUGGUACCUGGGCCUCCAAGCAGGCGCGCGUGCGCACCCGCCCCGCCGACGAGGCCCCUCCUCCGGCCCCGGCCCUCGCGGUUUCCCAUCGGGUCGUGGAAGGGAGCUUAGCUGCUCUUUCAGCCCGGGCCCUUGCUCCUGCCCGCGGGUGCAUUCUUCCGCCUUCUAGUUGUGCAUGGGGGUGAAGACCAGGCCGUCCAGCCCCGGCUCCGGCUCCGGCUCCAGCCCCGGCUCCAGCUGUGGUUCCAGCCCCAGCCGCGGCUCCAGCCCCAGCCUCGGCUCCAGCUCCAGCUCCAGCCCCAGCCCUGGCCCCGACUCCAGCUCCAGCUCCACACCCGGUUCCAGCUCUGGCUCCGGCUCCGGCCCCGGCCCCGGCCCCGGCCCCAGCCCCGGCUCCGUCUCCAGGUCCAGCUCCAGCCCGGCUCUGGCUCCAGCCCGGACCUUGCGCAGGUCACGGGGAAGCACACUGGCGGCGGCGGCGAGGGGGCGCCACGCUGCAGGCAUCGGCGGGGCUAAGGAUCCAGAAGGCCGCCCCGGGAGGUGGCUGGCUCCCCGCGGAGAAGGCCCCGUGGCGGCCCUGCCCGAAGGUGGCCUCGCAGGCCUGGGAGCUCCGGCGCUCCGGCGGAGACCACGCGGUGGCCAAGGCUUAGCGCCGUCGACCUUCAGAACGAGACAGAGCAGGUGUACAGACCAGACGAUGUGCUCCUGCACCGCACGCAUGAUGAGAUUGUCCUCCUGCAUUGCUUCCUCUGGCCCCUGGUGACAUUUGUGGUGGGCGUUCUCAUUGUGCUCCUGACCAUCUGCGCCAAGAGCCUGGCA
Messenger RNA from Canis lupus familiaris (dog), 1219 nucleotides. RefSeq names its product potassium calcium-activated channel subfamily M regulatory beta subunit 4 (gene KCNMB4). NCBI's taxonomy places the organism in Eukaryota, Metazoa, Chordata, Mammalia, Carnivora, Canidae. Gene Ontology annotation, molecular function: calcium-activated potassium channel activity; potassium channel regulator activity. The transcript has 2 exons. Gene Ontology annotation, biological process: detection of calcium ion; potassium ion transport. Gene Ontology annotation, cellular component: voltage-gated potassium channel complex; membrane. The record is from RefSeq and is a predicted model, not a curated record. The coding region runs from base 576 to 1163 and encodes 195 amino acids.